This is a messenger RNA of Microsporum canis CBS 113480, 1911 nucleotides long. Its product is annotated as protein phosphatase 2c. Lineage: Eukaryota; Fungi; Ascomycota; Eurotiomycetes; Onygenales; Arthrodermataceae. Bases 1 to 1911 code for a protein of 636 amino acids. Gene Ontology annotation, molecular function: protein serine/threonine phosphatase activity; cation binding. The record is from RefSeq and is a predicted model, not a curated record. Gene Ontology annotation, biological process: protein dephosphorylation. The transcript has 2 exons.
AUGAGCGCAGUUCCCAUCAAGCGGGUGCGCAUCCAGGGCUGGACCCUUGCCGAUAGCUACGCCUUCAUCUCUCUCUUCCUCCGCCGUUAUGCAACCGCAACCACUGCAGACACCGCUCAUCCAUCACAUCCCACCGCAGGAGCGUCAACUUCACGUACCCCUCGCCGCCAUUUCCAUGACUACUUCGUUACGCACCUGCCCACAUCCUCGUUGCACCCAGACUCCCGUGCCUCAGUCGGUCCUCAACAUCAUCUCCCACGUUCAGCAUCUGUUCCGCACGCUUCCUCUUCAACUGUAGCUGGAACUAGCACCGGGACCGGACCACCGAAACGAGAUGCAUCACCGGCUACAAUCUCACCUUCAACUGGCCCAGCUAUAGGUCGAGAGACAACCGUCGUUCGCAUCCCUUUGCGUAGUGCGAAACACCACUUCGGUGUCUCGUUUGCGCGUGGCACACGUCCCACAAACGAAGAUACGUACCAGGCUGGAGUCAUCGAUCUACCAGCCUUUGCACGGCGGGCCCCUCUUUCUAUUACUGUUGGUCAGCCUACGGCUGCCUCGGAAGGGAAUAAAGUAGCCGACAGUGCUACUGGUGAUCCACAAGUGUUUUAUUUUGGUAUAUUUGACGGCCAUGGCGGAGCGGAAUGUAGCCAGUUCCUACGGGACAAGCUACACGGAUACAUCCAGGAGACGGCGAUGGAGUUUGGAAUGGAGUCUGCUCUGUCAAAGUGCGUAGAGAGCCAGUGGUUGACCAACCGGGCGAUACGCCAUCGAGAGCGCGUUGGAGAGGUCAAAUAUGGCAUUUCCCCUGUUUCUACAGAUGAAAAGCAAAGGAGUCAUGCGGUGCAAGGCGACCUCCCGAUUCUACAAAAGGCAAACCGAGAACACAUCGGAGAGAUGGAAAAGAAGCUAGUUGCGGAUUGGCGGGACCUGGUAGGCGGAUACUUUCGACGAUUUCAACCGCUUCACUUUUCAUACUCUGGUGCUGAACCGACAUGCGCGGGAGACGAGCAUAGCACUACAGUAAACGAUGCAGAUGCAGAUGCAGAUGCAGGCGGCGAAGAUGUUCGUGUCAGCGUCAAGUCUGGCGUCUCGAUCGAAGAAGUCGUCGAAUACGCCUUCCUCCGAGCUGACCUGGACUUUGUGUCAGCCCAGGUUUCCAAGGGGGAAGCCUGCUCAGUCCCAGCGAGCCCAGAAAAGCCGCUUAACGAGUACGACAUCCUCCACCAACCGAACAGGUACCGCGAAAUGCCCGGCGGGAGAUCCCACCACAGGUUCAAGGGUGGCAGCACAGGUAGCAUCGCCAUGAUCUCGACCCCUACCCCGACUCCCUUUUGGAACCCGUCUGCUCCAUCGUCACUCCUCGUCUCGCACAUAGGGGAUACCCGUAUCCUCCUCUGCUCGACUGCGACGGGCCACCCGAUCCCGCUGACGACGGACCACCAUCCAUCGUCGCCUGUUGAAAGUGCGCGCCUACAGCGCUACGCCGCCACCUUUGUGACAGACUCCUUUGGUGAGGAACGCAUGAGCGGACUUGCCAACACCCGUGCCUUUGGCGAUAUCACUAGCAAACGCAUCGGUGUCUCCGCCGAGCCUGAACUACGCCGUAUAGACAUGGCUCCGGGUGAGUAUUCGUUCCUUGUCCUUAUGAGUGACGGGGUGAGCGGAACUCUCAGCGACCAGGAGGUUGUUGACAUUAUCAAAGAAGCCAAGACACCAGACCAGGGCGCGCGAGACGUCGUAGCCUUUGCUACCGAGGUCUCUGCAGACGGAGAUAACGCAACCUGUCUGGUGGUAAGGCUGGGAGGAUGGGAGAGGAGACAGGAGGGCGGCCUGGGCAGCAUGGCCACCAAGGAAGCAAGGGAAUGGAGGAGUAAAGACGCUGCCGACCCUAGGAAGCGCAGGAGGUGA